Molecule: messenger RNA, 7266 nt
Organism: Coregonus sp. 'balchen'
Lineage: Eukaryota; Metazoa; Chordata; Actinopteri; Salmoniformes; Salmonidae
Source: the annotation of a GenBank genome assembly
AUUGGCAACCGUGGAACUGUGACGGAAGCCUCUGCUUUCAAUGUAGAAGAUGAUGUAAACAGACUGAGAGGAGCCAUGAAGGGGGCUGGUGAGUGAUUCUAAUGAGGUGUCAGAUAGGCCGGAUGUUUGCGUUUGUAUCACUUUUUUUCUUCUCAGAAAUAGUCUUAUAUCCGAAAAUAGUUUGUUAACUGUCCUUUCCGUGAAAGCCUCAACCUACCUUCCUGUUAUACAGUAUAAGUGCAGUCACAUAUUUUGUAAUUAUUCUAGACCUCUCUACAGGACCUCUACAGGACUGUAGUUACUGAACUUUCCAUUUUGAUGACCUCAUUCAUUCCUCUAAGUGUGCCCUGAGAGUACUUUCUUUCUCCACUCCAGUAUACUUGACUCAUUCGUAGCCUAUACAGUAUUUUGCCUUUCUCCUGUUCUAUUUGAAAGUUAGGAUUGCAUUAUCGUUGCCUCAGUGAUGUAUAUCUUGUGUAUCUAUGCAUUUUACUGGUCUCUAUGCAGUACAAUGCAGAAAGAAACAUUGACCAUUGUAAGAAAAAAAGUUAGUGUUAAAGUUUAAAGAAAAGCCUGCACAAUUUGUCUCUAAAUGGUUGAAUCUUGGCACCAUGUUAGGAAUGCUGAUGCUGUUAGAUAGACGUAAUAGGCUUCACCUGAUUCAAGUGUGAGAUGUAUUAGAAACCGAUGGCACAUACACUGAGAAACAGCUAUGCCAGUGGGACCAAGGGAAGGAGCUUGGAACCAGGAAGUGUUCAUGUUCAACUCUGGUUCAGCGCUUUAUAACUGUGCGAUAUCAGGGAGAUAUUUCUGUCCAUUAUUUCUGUUGUGGAAUCAAAUGUUUAUUGAAAAUGCAGCCACACUAUGGACAAGUGCCAUUUUAAUGUACAAGUUGUGUCAGUGUCAAGUUUUAAGAUUGGUUGAGAUGGUGAUGUGUGAAAUAUUGUAUUCUUAAUUGCAAUGAUGAUGAUUGAUGCUGUUUUGUCAAUAGCAAGUUAUUUUAUCUUAAAAUGCAGCAUUAUAAUGUGAAGGUAUACAGUAAUGUUACUCUGUGAUGUUUUCUUAUAGGCACUGAUGAGGCAGCUGUCAUUGAGGUCCUGGCACGUCGUACCAUUGCUCAGAGGCAACGCAUCAAGGAGGCUUACAAGCAGACUGUGGGGAAGGUAAUAAGUGUUAUUUUUACUUAUAUCAUUGUUUUACGUCAGCGCGACGAUUCGUCCUGCACUGGUUGAGGGACGACGAGCUUCCGUUGGAGUGACGCCACCUGUCGUACGCAAUGGACUAUACCUGUGUUAUUAUGACAUUUCUCAUAUGCCAGUUUGAAUUAUCAGACUAUUCUUAAGUUUCCCAAAGCUAAACAAUGCCAGCUCCAGUAAUUGAGGAAGAAUAUUUAGAUAUUCUUAUAUUAGAUAUAGUUAAAGUGCAUGGCAGGAGUAUGCAGGGAUUGGGUAAAUAGUUAUAUUUACCAUCUUCUGUCCUGGUGUGUGUUUUUUGUGUUACUAUGGGUGUGGUGGUGUCUGUCUGGUGUUAAUGUUUACAUUGUGCUGACAGUUGGUGCCUCGGGUUCAUCAUUAACUCUUACAAACAGAUGGUUUUGUAGACAGAGGAUAGAGAGAGGGUUAUCUACCUUCAAAGAUUAGGUGAAUAAUACUCCUCUCAUGAGGGUUGAAGACCAGUUUCAGUCAGGAUAUUGCAUUGUGUGUUUAAGUGAAGUAGGCAGAUUACAGAAUGACAGGCCCUAUGUUAAAUAAUCACUAAACUCAACAUUUAAAACCGAAAGGGAAGUCUGAUCAAUGUUUACUCACUGGUGGGUGCUUAUAUCUGUCCUAUUUCACACAUGUACAAGUGUGUCAUUUAUAUCCGUGAAUUGGAAAUGUGUUUUUUGCAUAUCCCACUCUCCCUGAGAGGAUGUCUCAGCCAUUAUGAACAGCGACCCUCAAGGGCACAUCCACAGCUUUUUCACCUUAUCAGCAACCUUUCGGUUACAUCAACUUUUCGGUUAAACUCUAACCGCUAGGCUACCUUCUGCCCUACUGACACUGUGAGAUAGGAGCUGUCAUGGGGUCUGGCGAAAAAAUUAAUUGUUAAUAAAGUUAUCUUGGCCCAUGAAUGAAUGAGAAUGCUUGCCACAGGGAAGGGCAAAUAUUGCUAGUGGAAUCCUCCUGGUCAGAAACAGGAAGACAUACAGUGUGUGGGGACGCCCAGACAGACAAGGUCACGGGCAGCAGGUGUUUGAAUGUUAAAUAACGAGGCAGAGGCAUUGAUGCGAGUAACCAGUCUUGUUCAGUAUAUUGCAAUACAUCCGGGUAUCUCAAGUACACCGGUAAAACACUGGAGUUGCAGUAAUGAACAUUUACCAACAGAUGGCAUCAAUGUGCCAUCUUCCACCCAUAACAGCAGGCUCACGAAGAAGCUCACUCUGUUUACUAGGUACGUUGUGUGUCCAGAUCCUCUGCAGCCACACCCUUCUGGCAGUAUAAUUGUAUCUGGAAUGUGCUAGGUAAGACAAUCUGAGAUAUGAGUGUAUUGGAGAAAUAGUGUAUGCUGAGUUGAGCACUAGGCAGGGGAUUGUGUCCAUUGGACCCAUUUUAAAUGUCUAUGUGUGAUGUCCCUGUAGGACCUGGCGGACGAUCUGCAAGGAGAGCUGACGGGGAACUUUGAGAAAGUGGUGCUGGGCCUCCUGAUGAUCGCUCCUAAGUAUGACGCUUACGAGCUGAAGACCGCUAUAAAGGUCAGAGGUUAUUACUGCCAGGGAGACCAUCACAAUGGGGAAUUAUGUAACGCUUGUCAAUACUGUACGUCUCAUAGCUAUUGACGUUGCUUGGGGCUAUUCACCUCCUCCACCACCCAUAAUGUGUUGCCUGACACUACUCUAUGAACUAUUUCCAUAGCUCUCCACAUGUCUUUUACUGAAUGCUAGGGUGCUGGAACAGUGGAGACGGCUCUCAUUGAUAUCCUGGCCUCAAGGACGAACGCUGAAAUUAGAGCUAUCACGGAGGUCUACAAGAAAGGUACAUCACAGUACACAGCCUCUCUGUGCAAUGUAUUGAAUCUCCAUCUGUAGAAGAGUGCUGUGUUUAAACAGGAAGCCCAACUCCGAUCUCCUUUUUAUUUAUUUUAUUUUUUUUACAAGUUGGUCUUUUGACCAAUCAAAUCAACUCUGAAAAAUAUCUGUGAUUGGUCAAAAUACCAAUUAGUUUAAAAAAAUAUCAGAAUUGGGCUGCAGCCCACGUAUCACAUGCAGUGUAUGGUACAAGUCAAUAGCUUAGUAUUAAUCGCUGUAUAUAAAGAGGAAAUCUGAUCUAAGAUAUCGGUGUCUAGUUCUCUUUAGAGUGUACGGGAAUUAUUAGUGUUUUCUAUACAGCAAUAUUAAACUUUUGUUACAUAACUAUUGACAGGGUGUUCACAAACUGUUUCAAGUGUUGUGGUUAUAACUGCCUAGUCAGACCACUGGUCUUAGAUAAUUCUUAACUCCUACUUCUUUUUGCUCAAUCAUGUGACGACAGAACAUGGGAAGAGCCUGGAGGACGAUAUUGAGGGUGAUACUUCUGGAAUGUUCCAGAGGGUUCUGGUCUCUUUGCUCACAGUGAGAAUCUUCCAAUAUUGACCUCUCUAUGUACACACCUGAUUCACCUUCACAUUCCAACAAUCAAAGGAAAGCAAACAGAACUACAGUACAUGGAUUGUUGUAAGGGAAAUAGUCCGUCCCCCUUCACUUCAUCCCUUAUGUACAGUUUAACACAUAAUGGAUGUUUUUAGAGGUCUCUUAUAGCCAAAGUAAUGAUCAUGUCAUUGUCUGACUUUUUGCUAACAUGGUCUCUGUCUCUGUGCUUUGACUGACAGGCGGGGCGAGAUGAGAGCAACACUGUGAAUGAGGCUCAGGCUGUGCAGGAUGCUAAGGUGAGAAUAUGGACCCAGAGAGGAGGUGACCUGGCUCUGUCUAACUUAGUAGCACAUGCUGGGGUAUCAGGAUCACCCCAAGGUUAGGAAGAUGAUCAACUUUAGACAUUGUUUUUUCAACCUAAUCUGACAUCAAAUACCGUGCCUUCAGAAAGUAUUCACAUCUCUUGACUUUUUCAAAAUGUUGUUGUGUUACAGCCUGAAUUUAAAGUGCAUACAUAGAGAUGUUUUUGUCACUAGACUACACACACAAUAUUCCAUAAUGUCAAAGUGGAAUUAUGUUUUUUGAAAUUUGUACAAAUUAAUUAAAAAUGUAAAGCUGAAAUGUCUUUGAGUCAAUAAGUAUUCAACCCCUUUGUUUUGGCAAGCCUAAAUAAGUUCAGGAGUAAUAAUGUCCUUAACAAGUCACAUAAUAAGUUGCAUGGACUCACUCUGUGUGCAAUAAUAGUGUUUAACAUGAUUUUUGAAUGACUACCUCAUCUCUCUACCCCACACAUACAAUCAUCUAUAAGGUCCCUCAGUCGAGCAGUGAAUUUCAAACACAGAUUAAACCACAAAGAUCAUGGAGGUUUUCCAAUGCCUCGCAAAGAAGGACACCUAUUGGUAGAUGGGUAACAUGACCCGCUCCUUAACACCCGCCAGCUUAACCCGGAAGCCAGCCACACCGGAGGAAACACCGUUCAACUGGCAUCAGCCCGCAGGCACCCGGCCCGCCACAAGGAGUCGCUAGAGCGCGAUGAGCCAAAUAAAGCCCUACCGGUCAAACCCUCCCCUAACUUGAACGACGCUGGGCCAAUUGUGCGCCGUCCUAUGGGACUCCUGGCCACGGCCGGUUGUGGCCACUCCAUAUUUUCAAGCAUAGUGGUGGCUGCAUCAUAUUAUGGGUAUGCUUGUAAUCGUUAAGGACUGGGGAGUUUUUCAUGAUAAAAAAUAAACGGAAUGGAGAUAAGCACAGGCAAAAUCCUAGAGGAAAACCUGGUUGAGUCACCUUUCAGCAGGACAAUAACCUAAAACACAAGGUCAAAUCUACGCUGGAGUGGCCGAGUUACAGUUUUUACUUAAAUCUGCUUGAAAAUCUAUGGCAAGACCUGAAAAUGGUUGUCUAGCAAUGAUCAAUAACCAAUUUGACAGAACUUGAAGAAAUAUGAAAAGAAUAAUGGGCAAAUGUUGCACAGUCCAGGUGUGGAAAGCUCUUAGAGACUUACCCAGAAAGAUUCACAGCUAUAUUUGCUGCCAAAGGUGAUUCUAACAUGUAUUGACUCAGGGAGUUGAAUACUAAUCCAAAUAUAUUAGUGUUUUAUUUUUCAUAUAUUUUCUUUUAAACAAAUGUACAAAAUUGUCUUCCACUUUGUGUUUAAAUCGUUGACAAAAAAAUGACAGUUAAACCCACUUUGUAACACAACAAAAUGUGGAAAAAGUCAAGGGGUGUGAAUACUUUCUGAAGGCACUGUAUGUCCCAAAAACAGUCUAAGUGUUUGGAGAUUGACCUUUUGGGUUUGUAAAAUGGUUUUGCUGUGGGUUCUCAGGAUAUCUACGAGGCUGGGGAGGCUUGUUGGGGAACAGAUGAGGUCAAGUUCCUCACUGUGCUCUGUGUGAGGAACAGAAACCACCUACUCCGAGGUAAUUGCGCCACAUUAGUGUCUCUUAUAGCGGAGUUAGUUAAUAAUAAUAAUAAGCCAUUUAGCAGAUGCUUUUAUCCAAAGCGACUUACAGUCAUGUGCGCAUACAUUUUUACAUAUGGGUGGUCCCGGGGAUCGAACCCACUACCCUGGCGUUACAAGCGCCGUGCUCUACCAAUUGAGCUACAGAGGACCACAGUUAGAUCCUGUUUUGGGAGUGGGAAGUUAUCAAAUUUGCCCUUUGUGUUUUUAUGAUUCAGUGCAUUCAAGUUGUUUAUUACUUAUUUGUAACUCUUUACAGUGCUGUACUUCAGUAAAGAUAAGAUUUACUUCCGCAUUGAUUUUUCUACAGAAAUUAAUGUACAGACACAGUUCUGCUGUCCUCUUGUGGUGAUUUUGGGAACAAAUAUUUUAUAAUGUGCUUACGGCUUACUCAUUCCAACAGUUGAAUUGAUUCCACAUCUCUCUCUGCCUCUCUCAUUCCCUCAGUGUUUGAGGAGUAUCAGAAGAUCUCUGGGAGGGACAUCGAGGAUAGCAUUAAGAGGGAGAUGUCUGGCUCUCUGGAGGAUGUCUUCCUGGCAAUAGGUCUGUCCGACGGAUCCAAUUUGUUUCACUGCCUCUUGUAAUAAUGUAUCGAAGACAGAUCCCACUGGAGGUCAAACUGGUUGAAUCAACAUUGUUUUUAUGUCAUUUCAACCCCAAAAUUAAAUGUGAUGACGUUGAAUCAACGUGGAAAACUGAUUUUAUUUGCAAAAAGUAAUCAAUUUAAGGGAAUUUCAUAUAUAUUUUUUUUCUAAAUCCAAUUUUUGCUUGAUUUCACGUUGAGUUCACAUUAGUUGACAACUCAACCAAAUGUAAAUCAAAACUAGAAGUUGAACUGAUGUCUCUGCCAAGUGGGAUAAGGUUUGACUAAGAGUCAGAUCAGUUCUGAUGAAAAUAAGCACAUAAAGAGUAUGCUGAACCAGACUGUAAGGGCACAGUGCUAUAAUACUCAUUUGAAACUAAAGCUUGUUCAGCUACCCUGCCUUAUAUAUCGAUCUGUUUUAUUUUUUGCAGUGAAGUGUCUCCGAAACAAGCCAGCAUUCUUUGCAGAGCGGUUAUACAAAUCCAUGAAGGUAAAGGUUUUGAAAUUGAGGCUUUUUAAAAAAAUACUCUCCCAUGGAGUGUGCAUAUCUGCCUACACUUGUGGGUUAUCAGACAGCAUUUAUGUCAGAAUGUUGACAGCUCCCUCCCUCUUGUCUCCUCAGGGUCUGGGAACUACAGACAGCAUCCUGAUUAGAAUCAUGGUGGCUCGGGCCGAGAUUGACAUGUUGGACAUCAAGGCCGAGUUCUCUAAGGCGUACGGCAAGACUCUCCAUUCCUUCAUCAAGGUGAGACCCUGGUCAAAAGAGAUUGAGUAAUGAUUUAUCUCAUAAAAAGUAAAAGUUAGAUUUGUGCCCAUUUCUUUCUGUUAUCUUGAAGUAAUCCGAGUAUGUCUGUAUUGUUAAGGGAGAUGUAUCUGGAGAUUACUGCAAAAUCCUGCUGGAGUUGUGUGGAGAGUAGGACAUCGAACAUCGAGGACAUCAUUCAGUGAUGACUUCACUCUGCAACAACACCAUUGGUGCCUCUCCUAUCUGCUGUUUCCUUUGCUUCCAGCUCUCUCAAUAUCCUCUGCUCUUCUGUUGUCCCAACAUUUCAGAGACUGACCAUGAUGCCUUUUUUCACAGUUUGUAAUACUAAUUAAACCAAAGACAAGUGACAUUUUACA